AGCUAAUACACGUGUUUAAAAGUAGGCCAUUCAAGUGACUUUCAUUAGACGCUCGUUGAGUUAAGCACUUACCUUAUCUGCUCAGCAUCAGAGGGUAAAACCACGGGUUAACCAGGUUAACCACAUCCUCACAGAAACACUUCCCCUUCAGUUCUCAGAAGAGAAACACAGAAGCAGCCGGUUAGAGACUCUGACAGUCGAGAGCCAGAGACCGAGAGAGAAGCUUGAUGUCUGAAUUCAGAAGGAUCAUGAUGUCUUCAUUCCUGAUGCUGCUGCUCCCCUUUCCAGCUGCAGAUCUGAAACGUUACAUUGUCAGACCUGGAGAUGAAGUCACUUUGCCUUGUGACUAUGUGAUGCAUGAUCAGGAUAAGUGUGAGAGAACUCUCUGGCGCUUCUAUGAUUCACCAUACCCACCAGGAGUGAGGCUGUUUGAAGACGGACAGAUUCACAACGAUUCCAAAGCUAAAUCAGACAGACUGAGAGUUACAGAGAAAUGUUCUCUGGUUAUAAAGAAGGUCACAGAGGAGGAUGCUGGUUAUUACUCCUGCAGCCAGUUCAACAGAUCAGGAGAACAACAAGGUCCAGACUCUGAUGUUAUUCUGUCUGUUGUUUCCAUGACUGAACAUCAGGACAAUGAUGAGGUGACGUUAAACUGCUCUGUGUCGACAUAUAGAGGAGUAUGUACACACCCAGUGAAGUGGCUGCUUCAGGGUCAAGAUGUGGACAAAGAUCACAGAGAGAUAAAGACAUCACAGUCUUACUGCUCUGCCUCUGUGACAUUUUUGACUUCUCUCUUUAGUUACACAACAAGGUCUGAGUUGUUUUCUUGUGAAGUAACUGAUAUGUUCACAAGAGAAGUGCAUCUGUUUCCCUUCAGCGCUCAGUCCUCAGGUGAUGCUACAACAACUGGAACAGCAAUUGAUGAAUGGACAUCUGAAAGCAACACCGGAACAGGAGCAGACUGCAAACAUCCAGAAGGACCAGCUGUGUGGUGGGUCAUCCUGGUGUCUGUGGGGUUAGCAGCUCUCGUCGUCACCGUGGUUACGGUCCACAUCUGGACCAGAGCUAAAGGGGGCAAAAAAGGGAUGAGAAAAAACCUGACAGGAGCAGAAUGAUGAAGAUGAAGAUGAGGUGAACUAUGAAAACGAUGGAGGGGCUUCUGCCUCUGUGUGACUGAUCAACAACAUCAACUCCCCUCAGAGUCCAUGCUGUCAAACAUCACCUCCUCAUAUGUUACAGGAGAAAACAGGAGAACCAUGAGAUCAUUGGAACAUUUCUGAUGCCUGAGAACACCUGAGCCCCACGAGAGGCCCUUCAGAAACUCACCUCCAUGUGAUAGGAGACACAGCUUAUUGUAUUCAUUCCUUUCUGACUGAACGUCCUUUAAGUGUGCUCUCACAUUCCCAUACAUAGUUAUACUGGAUCUGAUCUAUAGUCUGCAGUCUCUGUAUAACAUCUCAAUAUUAGCAGUACUUGUAAUCACACCUUAUACCUUCACUUCUCACUGUAACUGCUGCACAUGUUCAAACAUACGAGUGUUGGGUUGAAUUCAGAAAAUAUUUAAACUGUAAAAUGAUCCAUAAAAUAUUUUUGUUAAUUGUGAUCUCUGGGAAAAUCAUUCACCCUAGUGUCGAUUUAAUAACUUUAAUAAUGCUUUUAUCUCGUUUUUCAAUGAAUGAUUCAUAUAAUUUUUUAUAAUUAGCUUAGCGUGUAGUUAUACCUACAGUAUAUAUACCUGUACUGCCUACUGUAACUGCUGCACAUGCUCUAUAUAUCUGAUCAAUAGUCUAUACCAUAUAUUUACUAUACUCACUUUUUACUCUAUGUGUAUUCCUAAAGCUGAAAUGCCUCCAGUAUCUUAGGAUGUUUUAAUUAGCUUAAGUCCUAAUGGAAUAUGUUUCUCCUUUUUUUUACUACGGCUUUAAUGAAAUAUAAUCCAAAUAAAAAGAGUACUUUUAAUGAAUGUUA
Messenger RNA from Gymnodraco acuticeps, 1968 nucleotides. RefSeq lists its product as uncharacterized. NCBI's taxonomy places the organism in Eukaryota, Metazoa, Chordata, Actinopteri, Perciformes, Bathydraconidae. Gene Ontology annotation, molecular function: protein tyrosine kinase binding; MHC class II protein binding. Bases 228 to 1115 code for a protein of 295 amino acids. Gene Ontology annotation, cellular component: external side of plasma membrane; membrane raft. The transcript is spliced from 7 exons. Gene Ontology annotation, biological process: T cell activation; positive regulation of ERK1 and ERK2 cascade; interleukin-15-mediated signaling pathway. The record is from RefSeq and is a predicted model, not a curated record.